AUGGUCAUGGAGCUAAUGGAAGUUGACAAAGAGCAAGCGAAAGAAUGUCUCCGCUUGUGGAAAGAGAUGUCGGAUGUUUUUGUCCAAAUCAGAGAUAUGGAGUUUAUCGCUUUGGAUAAAUAUCUCCAGUUCCGUGUCGUGGAUGCAGGGUGCCCUUGGACCAUGAGCCUUCUGUGCUUUUCCAUGGAUUUCAAACUGACCACGGAUGAAGAAGAAAAGACUGCAUCUAUUACUUCAGCUGCUUACGACAGCUGGGUCCUAGUGAAUGACUACUUUUCGUGGGAGAAAGAAUGGAGCAACUACCAGGCCAAUGGUAGCACCGGCGUAAUAGCCAACUCUAUUUUCCUCUUCAUGAGAUGGUAUUCCAUGGAAAAGGAGGAUGCCAAAAAGAGGCUUCGGAAGGAGAUUCUGGCUCGUGAGGAUAAGUAUUGCAGUUUGAAAGAAGACUUCCUGGCAAGUGGCGCCGCCACGGAGAAGACACGUCAGUGGCUAGAAUUACUCGAUCUCGUAACGGCGGGCAACUUCGCCUGGAGCAUGACGACUGCUCGUUACCGGGAUGGCGCUGAGGAUGCAUAUCCAUCUCUAUGGCUUAGGUGUUCCGACACCUCGGAUUCUGACGACAAUGAGAGUCUCGCUCGUCCUAUUUCACUCAACGCUGCCGAUAUGGCAGAUAAGGUUGAUGUCGUUCUCAAAGAUCGCCGAUACCUGGAUUUGAAGGAAGAGUACUUCACUAUGGUCGAUGGCAAAACUGGUAGUCUCUUCAUUCUCCUAGGCGAGUUGAUGCGCAUCGAAGCUACCAAACACAAAGAUCUUGACGCUAGCCUCCUGAUGAAACUUGUCGGUCGUUUCUUCCAGGCACGCGACGAUUAUAAGAAUCUGCAUUGUGCAGAGUAUGCGCAAAAGAAGGGGUUUGCGGAAGAUCUCGGCGAAGGCAAGAUUUCUCUUCCGCUCAUCCACGCACUUCGCUCUAAAUCACCGCGACAAGGCCGGCUAUUGAGCAUCCUGCAGCAACGAAAGACUUGCAACGGUCUGAGUCUAGAGGUACGAAAACUUGCUCUGGACGAAAUCAAAGCUACUGGUGGGCUAGAGUAUGCGAAGAAGACUGCCAUAGAACUCCAGGACUCUGUCUCUGAGACUCUUUCCAUGUACGAGAACAAAGUGGGAGAGAAAAAUUGGCUCUUGCGAUUGGCACAGAAACAAUUAGAAAUUGAAGCCUAA
Phaeoacremonium minimum UCRPA7 is the source of this 1218-nucleotide messenger RNA. Its product is annotated as putative geranylgeranyl pyrophosphate synthase protein. Gene Ontology annotation, biological process: isoprenoid biosynthetic process. NCBI's taxonomy places the organism in Eukaryota, Fungi, Ascomycota, Sordariomycetes, Togniniales, Togniniaceae. The transcript is spliced from 5 exons. The record is from RefSeq and is a predicted model, not a curated record. The coding region runs from base 1 to 1218 and encodes 405 amino acids. Gene Ontology annotation, molecular function: prenyltransferase activity.